This is a messenger RNA of Pyrus x bretschneideri (Chinese white pear), 664 nucleotides long. RefSeq names its product DNA polymerase delta subunit 4. Gene Ontology annotation, cellular component: delta DNA polymerase complex. Gene Ontology annotation, molecular function: DNA-directed DNA polymerase activity. Lineage: Eukaryota; Viridiplantae; Streptophyta; Magnoliopsida; Rosales; Rosaceae. The coding region runs from base 71 to 442 and encodes 123 amino acids. The record is from RefSeq and is a predicted model, not a curated record. The transcript is spliced from 2 exons. Gene Ontology annotation, biological process: DNA-templated DNA replication; DNA synthesis involved in DNA repair.
UUCAAAAUUCAAAAGUUCAGAGAGAGAGAGAGAGAGAGAGAGAGAGAGGAGAGAUAGAGUGGGGUUAGGGAUGGCUUCAAAAUCAAAUCCAAAAGCAGAGAAUAUGAAGCGUUUCUACAGGCAAAGGAAAAGCAGUAGCAUUGGUGGUACCUCUAAGACGAAAAAAUCCCAAUCGGCCGCUCACCCAAAAGCUACUGCUGUCUCUUUCGGCUCAGAUGUAAUUUCACACGGCUCUCCAGACCUCAAAGUCGAUUAUGACGAGCAAGAAGAGCUAUUGAGGCAAUUUGAUAUGAACAUGGCAUAUGGACCGUGCCUUGGGAUGACCAGACUUGCACGGUUGGAGCGGGCUUGCAGUCUAGGAAUGAACCCUCCUAAAGAAGUGGAGAAUCUUUUGAAGGGUGGCAAAGUUUGCUCUGAGUGCUUGUGGGAUGGUCGCAUUUAGAAAUUAGCCUGAUUCGUGUAUUGAUGGUCUAUAUUGGAUUCUAAGGACACCUUUUCUAUUCGCUCGUCCGUACACCAACUAGAAAACCUUCUUCUGUACUGUAUUUUCUAUUAGACCCUUCAAAAGUUGAGGUGCCUGUAAAUGUUUGUCUAUUUUGUUUAUCUGUUGUCAUUUAUUGGUAUGUAUUUCAUUUUCGGGAUGGAACAUGUCCCUUGUUUGUUA